This is a messenger RNA of Nylanderia fulva, 1882 nucleotides long. RefSeq lists its product as uncharacterized. The record is from RefSeq and is a predicted model, not a curated record. NCBI's taxonomy places the organism in Eukaryota, Metazoa, Arthropoda, Insecta, Hymenoptera, Formicidae.
UAAUAAAGUGAUGCUAUUUGACAAUCAUCUCAGUGUAUAAUAUCGGGCUUAUAUCAGCUCUAGUUGUCGCAUUAUAAAAUUAUUAUUUAUUUAAUUCCCCAUAUUUUAAUGACAUUUAAGAUAAAGUUGAUCCUAUAAUAAAAAUAAACAAAUAAAACGCAACAAAUAAAAUAUAUUAUAUAAUCACAGAUCUUUUUGCAAGAUAAAAAUAUUAACGAAUAGGCGAAAGAAAAAAUGACAAACGAAGAAAUUUGUUUAAAUAAACAGUUACAUGAUCAUUUAAAAAUGUAUGUGAAGAACACCAAGUUGACAGUUCCUAAAUUUCAUAUAACUAAAGGUACCAAUAAAGGCGAUAAUUAUGUUGGCCUUAUUUAUCGUAUCACAAUCGAAGGCAUUGAAAAUGGCGAAACCAAGAAUAUCGAGCUUAUUUUGAAGACUAUGCCUACAUCCGAUUUGAUUCCAUCCAGCAGAGUUAGAAAAAUGUUCCAACGUGAAAUAUUCUUCUAUCGAGAGGUAUUACCUAUCUUUAAAAAAACUUUAAAAGAAGAUGGCGAAAUUGUUUAUCGCUUUCCUACUUUGUAUUAUACUAAUGAUGAACCUGGGAAAGAGGUAUUGAUGUUGGAAAAUUUAACGCAGCAAGCGUUCGUAAUGAAAAAUUCAAAAAUUUUAGAUUAUCCGCAUGCCAUUUUGGCACUCCAAUGCUUAGGUGAAUUCCAUGCAUAUAGCUUUAUUACGCGUUCGACGAAUCCAACAGAUUUCGACAAAUUAAAGCAGAUGAAAGAACCCGUAUUUUGUCAACAACUUUAUGAUGAUAAUAAUAAAAGUAUUAUCAAAAAUCUCACCAACAUUGUAAUAAAGGCUUUAGUAGAUGAAGAUAAACAUUAUUCCGAACGAGUUCAACAAUUCUCAGAUAAUAUGCUACAGAAUAUGAUUGAUGCGACUGAUGGAAAAGCUGCUGAACCUUAUGCCGUUGUAAAUCAUGGUGACAGUUGGACUAAUAAUAUGCUUUUCAAAUAUGAUCAGGAGGGAAAGACUCCUUAUGAUUUGCGUUUCCUAGAUCUUCAGUUAUGUCGUUACACAUCGCCCGUUUUAGAUAUAGUUUAUAUACUAUUUUGCUGUUGUACACAGGAAAUAAGAAGCAAAUAUUACAAUCAAUUGAUAAAUGAAUAUUAUGAAACAUUAUCCAAGUUUCUCGAAAGAUUCGGUUACGAUUCUAACAUUCUCUUCCCUUACAAAAUAUUAUUUCAACAUUUGAUUAGAUUUGGGAAAUAUGCAGCGGGAAUGGCAUUUUACGUUUUACAUUUAUUUACUGCUAAAGAUAGCGAUAUACAAGCUAUAUAUAAUGAUACAAGUAUACUCGAAGAAAGAUUAAAAAUGAUAGCUUUUAUAAAUAUGAUAAAGGGCACUUUCAAAGAUCUUGUCGACAAAAAUUAUAUAUAAAUUAAUACUUGCAUCUUAAAAAAUGCAAAGUAUUAAACUUGUAGUCCAGAAGAUCUAUAUAUUUAUGUGUGUAUUGAGGGAAGGGUUACUAUAUAGGUAUAAUCAGAAUUUUAACCAAAUAAUUAUAUAUUUUACUAAAAAAAUUUCAUUGAUAAUGGUAUACGUGCGCACGUGCAAACUUGCGAGAAUGGGUUCUCGUUUUCCUUUUAGGGAUUUCUCACAUUAUAAUUCAAAAUAUAGAUUUUAAAUGCAAAUAACGCUAUUAUUUUUAAUAUAGUAUGUAGUCGUGAAAAAUUUCUGUUGUAUAUAAAUAAUGAUAAAUUUUCGCAAAGGAUAAAUCGAUGGCACAUCCAACGAGAAACCAAAUAACCGAGAAAAGAUGUAUUUACGUUUUCUUAUAUAUAUAUAAAGAUAACAAAAGAAAAGGAAAAAAAUAUGUAAA